AUGAUUGAUGACAUGAAGUGCACAAACUGCUGGGCGAACCUGGCAGCGGCUGCUGGACCCUCAUUCUGGCUGGGGAACGAGACCCUGAAGGUGCCGCUGGCUCUGUUUGGCCUGAAUUGGCGGCGAAUGUGCCAGCAGCUACUGAAGAAUACGGUGGUGCCGGCUGGUGCGGUGAUGCUGCUGCAGGGCGGCAAGGAGACGCAGCGCUACUGCACGGACACCGGGCUCCUCUUCCGCCAGGAGUCCUUCUUUCACUGGGCGUUCAUUGUUACAGAGUCAGGCUGCUACGGCGUGGUGGAUGUUGACUCUGGCAGGUCGACCCUGUUUGUGCCCAGGCUUCCUGCCAGCCAUGCCAUGUGGAUGGGGAAGAUCCAUUUUGAGGAGCACUUCCCCGAGAAGUAUGCUGUGGACACCGUCCAGUACACAGAUGAAAUCACCAGUGUCCUCAUGGCCUGGAACCCCUCUACCGUCUUCACUUUGCACGGUGUCAACAUGGGCAGCUGCAGCAUUUGCAGGGAGGCAUCUUUCGAGGGCAUCGGCAAGUUCAAUGUCAACAACACCAUCCUUCAUCUGGAGAUCAUGGAGUGCCGAGUGUUUAAGACCGACAUGGAGCUGGAGGUUUUGUGCUACACCAAUAGGAUCUCCAGUGAGGCCCACCAAGAGGUAAUGAAGGCCAUAAAAGUGGAAAUGAAAGAAUAUGAGAUGGAAAACCUCUUUGAGCACUACUGCUACUCCCGGGGCGGCAUGCACCACAGCUCCUACACCUGCAUUUGUGGCAGCGGCCAGAACUCUGCUGUGCUGCAGUAUGGACACGCUGGGGCCCCCAAUGACUGCAAGAUCCGCGAGGGAGGCAUGAGUCUCUUCAACAUGGGUGGGGAGUACUACUGCUUCUCUUCCGACAUCACGUGCUCCUUUCCCGCCAAUGGCAAGUUCAUCGCGGACCAGAAGGCCAUCUACGAGGCUGUGCUGUGGAGCUGCUGCACUGUCAUGAGUGCCAUGAAGCCAGGUGCCUAGUGGCCCGACAUGCACCGCCUGGCCGACCACAUGCACCUGGAGGAGCUGACUUGCAUCGGCAUCCUGAGUGGCAGUGUGGAUUCCAUGGCCGAGGCCCACCUGGGAGCUGUGUUCAUGCCCCACGGGCUUGGCCACUUCCUGGGCAUCGAUGUGCACGAUGUGGGCGGCGGCUACCCUGAGGGCGUGCAGCACGUCGAUGAGCCCGGGCUGCGGAGACUGCGCACCGCCCGGCACCUGGAGCCAGGCAUGGUGCUCACCGUGGAGCCAGGCAUUUACUUCAUUGACCACCUCCUGGACGAGGCCCUGGUGGAUCCGGACUGUGCCUGCUUCUUCAAGCUUGAGGUCCUCCAGCGCUUUCCCGGCUUUGGUGGGGUCAGAAUUGUGGACGACGUUGCAUUGACCUACAGUGGCAUGGAGCUGCUGACCUGUGCGCCCCGCACCAUGGAGGAAAUCGAAGUGUGCAUGGCAAGCCAUGACAAGACCCUCACCCCCUUCUCUAGCCCAAAGUGGAGCCAGCCAGGAGUGCCCAGCGGGACUGGGGCCCGGCCUUGCAACCUCUCUUGACAAGGGUCACCUGCCAAUUGCUGGCCCUUCAGCAGAGAGAGGCAGUGCUCAGAUAUCCCGGCUUCAGCAUCUAAUCCUGCCACACAGUGCUGUUUCCAAGGGGAAAGCUCUUCUUCAUUAACAUUCUGCAAGAUCACUUUACUUAAAUAACAACUUUUAAAACUGAGUGAAAAUGAUCCUUUUUUUCCAGCAAUUAAGACAUGCCUUCCCUCUUUUAUAUUCCUUUUCCCAGGAAAGAUAUGUUACCAGGGUUUUCUCUCAACAAUCAAUAUGCAGAACGGAAUUUGCAAUAAAAGUCUUCCUAAA
Messenger RNA from Choloepus didactylus (southern two-toed sloth), 1884 nucleotides. RefSeq names its product xaa-Pro dipeptidase-like. The record is from RefSeq and is a predicted model, not a curated record. Gene Ontology annotation, molecular function: metalloaminopeptidase activity; manganese ion binding. Lineage: Eukaryota; Metazoa; Chordata; Mammalia; Pilosa; Megalonychidae.